This is a messenger RNA of Aspergillus calidoustus, 603 nucleotides long. The record is from the annotation of a GenBank genome assembly. Lineage: Eukaryota; Fungi; Ascomycota; Eurotiomycetes; Eurotiales; Aspergillaceae.
AUGGAUACACGCUCCUUCUCGCCCGUAUCCUGCACUCUAAUCCACGGCGCCAACUCCGCCGUCCUCGUCGACACCCCAUUCUCCAUCUCGCAAACGGAAGAGGUGGCAGCCUGGAUCAAAACCACUGUCUCGGAAAAGGACCUCCGCUACCUCUACAUAACCCACGGACACGGCGACCACUGGCUCGGAACCGCCACGCUGCGCAAGCUGGGGCCGAAUCUGCGCGCGCUCGCAACGCACGGUAAAGUAGCCCACAUAGCUGAGCAGGCCAAGCCCGAGGUCUUCGAGGGGACGUGGUUGGCUCUGUUUCCAGGCGGACAGAUUCCGGCUGUUGGUGAGAUGGACCUCGCAGAGGCGACGAGUCCCUCGACCUUUGAACUAGAGGGCCACGAGUUCCACGUCGUCGAGGCCGGACACAUGGAUACGUUCAACACGACUGUCCUGCAUGUGCCUAUCAUUCGGCUCGUUGUUGAAGCCGACGCGAUCUAUGGCGACGUACACCAGUAUCAUGGCGAGGCCAACACGACUACCAAAAGGGAGGAGUGGCUGCGCGCACUCAAUACGAUUGAGGCAUUAGACCCACAGAUUGGUUGCGGGCCAUAA